AUGGCUAGCAUUGAGCUUUAUCAGCCUCGCAACAAUCAUGACAGACGAAUCUUUGAGGCGGAAACGCCAGACCCAGAGCGAAACUACACCCAAGCCCCCGACGCAGCCGCCUUCGACGAAAUCCCCCCAAACGGAGGCUACGGCUGGGUCUGCACACUGUGCAGCUUCUUGAUAAUCGUCCACACGUGGGGCAUAAACGCAGCAUGGGGUGUCAUACUAGCCUAUUUCCUAUCACACUCGACUUUCCCAGGUGCAAGCCGAAUCGAAUACGCCCUAAUCGGCGGCCUCUCCAUCGCACAAGCAAUGCUGAUGGGCCCGAUCGUAUCCGAAUGCCGUCGGAAGCUCGGCACGACCGUCACGUUGCUGAUCGGGACAAUAUUCGUCUUUGCUUCUCUGAUGGCUGCCUCCUACUCACAGCAGAUAUGGCACUUGUUCCUCUCUCAGGGGAUCUGCUUCGGCAUCGGAAUGGGCUUCCUCUAUCUAACCGCCAUGCACGUCCUCCCAACCUGGUUCUCCACUCGACGGAGCUUCGCAGUUGGAAUUGCGGGCGCUGGAUCUGGUAUCGGUGGUAUUGUGUACAGCUUGGCUGCGGGUCAUGCGAUCGAAGUACAAGGUGUGCGAGCCACCUACCGGAUUCUGGCCUACUGCGCCCUGGCAGCCAACCUACCAGCAUCACUGCUUCUCAAGUCACAUGAAGCACCCCAUCAUGAUCGUUCACGACGCAGCGUCGAUUAUAAAGAUCUAGCCAAGCCAGAAGUUCUUCUUGUGAUUCUGUGGGGAAUCACGACUGACCUCGGAUAUAUCGCGCUCAUCUACUCGCUUCCCAACUACGCCUCGUCAAUUGGUCUCACGGCGCAACAAGGAUCCGUGACGGGCGCGAUGCUGAAUCUGGGACUGACAAUCGGCAGGCCGGUAACGGGGUAUCUCAGCGAUACACUCGGCCGCAUCACAGUCCCGAUGGUCUUGACGGCGAUCUGUGGGCUGCUGUGUUUCAUCGUCUGGAUCCCAGCGCAGACAUACGACGUACUUCUGCUCUUCGCUUUAACAGCUGGCAUGGUCUGCGGUACAUUCUGGGGCACAGUUGUCCCCGUGCUGGCAGAGGUGGUCGGUAUGGGACGUAUGGCGUCUGUUUUCACGGUUAUUUGUCUGGCUUUGGUUGGUCCCACCACGGUUGCUGAGCCCAUUGCGUUGAGUCUGGUGAGUGGUGGAUCGAAGUAUCUGCAUACGCAGGUCUAUGUGGGAUGUCUUUUCCUGGUGGGUUCUUUUGGGGCGUGGAUGCUUCGCUCGUGGAAGUGCUAUGAGGUUGAGAAAAAGGCCUCGGAUGAGCAUGAGGGAUUGACAUCUGAUACAUCCAGCUUUCCGACGUUCUUCCGCUGGAUCACCCCGCAAAAGCUGUUUAUCCAGGGACGUGUCUAG
This is a messenger RNA of Penicillium argentinense, 1416 nucleotides long. RefSeq names its product MFS general substrate transporter. The transcript has a single exon. The record is from RefSeq and is a predicted model, not a curated record. Gene Ontology annotation, molecular function: transmembrane transporter activity. Gene Ontology annotation, biological process: transmembrane transport. Lineage: Eukaryota; Fungi; Ascomycota; Eurotiomycetes; Eurotiales; Aspergillaceae. The coding region runs from base 1 to 1416 and encodes 471 amino acids.